Messenger RNA from Cervus elaphus (red deer), 1351 nucleotides. RefSeq names its product actin alpha 2, smooth muscle (gene ACTA2). The transcript is spliced from 9 exons. NCBI's taxonomy places the organism in Eukaryota, Metazoa, Chordata, Mammalia, Artiodactyla, Cervidae. The coding region runs from base 70 to 1203 and encodes 377 amino acids. The record is from RefSeq and is a predicted model, not a curated record.
GAACACCACCCAGAGCGGAGAAGCCCAGCUGAGCACUUUCAGGGACCCUGUGAAGCAGCUCCAGCCGAGAUGUGCGAGGAGGAGGACAGCACCGCCCUGGUGUGUGACAAUGGCUCUGGGCUCUGUAAGGCCGGCUUUGCGGGGGAUGAUGCUCCCAGGGCUGUUUUCCCAUCCAUCGUGGGACGUCCUCGACAUCAGGGGGUGAUGGUGGGAAUGGGACAGAAAGACAGCUACGUGGGCGAUGAAGCACAGAGCAAAAGAGGAAUCCUGACCCUGAAGUACCCGAUAGAGCAUGGCAUCAUCACCAACUGGGACGACAUGGAGAAGAUCUGGCACCACUCUUUCUACAAUGAGCUUCGUGUUGCCCCUGAAGAGCAUCCAACCCUGCUCACUGAGGCACCCCUGAACCCCAAGGCCAACCGGGAGAAAAUGACCCAGAUUAUGUUUGAGACUUUCAAUGUCCCAGCCAUGUAUGUGGCUAUUCAGGCGGUGCUGUCGCUCUAUGCCUCUGGACGUACAACUGGCAUUGUGCUGGACUCUGGAGAUGGUGUCACCCACAACGUGCCCAUCUAUGAGGGCUACGCCCUGCCCCACGCCAUCAUGCGUCUGGACCUGGCUGGCCGAGAUCUCACCGACUACCUCAUGAAGAUCCUGACCGAGCGAGGCUAUUCCUUCGUGACCACCGCUGAGCGUGAGAUUGUCCGGGACAUCAAGGAGAAACUGUGCUACGUAGCCCUGGACUUUGAGAAUGAGAUGGCCACUGCCGCAUCCUCCUCCUCCCUCGAGAAGAGCUAUGAGCUGCCUGAUGGGCAGGUGAUCACCAUCGGGAAUGAGCGUUUCCGCUGCCCUGAGACCCUGUUCCAGCCCUCAUUCAUCGGGAUGGAGUCUGCUGGCAUCCAUGAGACCACAUACAACAGCAUCAUGAAGUGUGAUAUUGAUAUCAGGAAGGACCUCUAUGCUAACAACGUCCUCUCCGGGGGUACCACCAUGUACCCCGGCAUUGCUGAUCGCAUGCAGAAAGAGAUCACGGCCCUGGCCCCCAGCACCAUGAAGAUCAAGAUCAUCGCCCCUCCCGAGCGCAAAUACUCUGUAUGGAUUGGUGGCUCCAUCCUGGCCUCCCUGUCCACCUUCCAGCAGAUGUGGAUCAGCAAACAGGAGUACGAUGAGGCCGGGCCAUCCAUCGUCCACCGCAAAUGUUUCUAAGGCGCUGCCCUGCUCUCUGUCUGUCUCUAUACACACUGUGAAUGUUCUGUGGAAUAAUGCCUUCAAUUCUUUUCCAAAUCAUUCCUAGCCCAAGCUCUGACUCGUUACCUAUGUGUUUUUUAAUAAAUCUGAGAUAUGUUACCUGUAA